Messenger RNA from Alnus glutinosa, 1952 nucleotides. RefSeq names its product protein NTM1-like 9. Bases 345 to 1700 code for a protein of 451 amino acids. The record is from RefSeq and is a predicted model, not a curated record. Gene Ontology annotation, molecular function: DNA binding. Gene Ontology annotation, biological process: regulation of DNA-templated transcription. The transcript has 5 exons. NCBI's taxonomy places the organism in Eukaryota, Viridiplantae, Streptophyta, Magnoliopsida, Fagales, Betulaceae.
GAGUAGAAGAGUAAGCAAAACAGGAGUGAACCUAGAACAUUCCCAAGCUACAUGGAGUACGAAGAAUUGAUUAGACACGGUUUGAGUGGGAUCCACGUUACAGGAAGCACUACAUAAUGUGGCCAAUCCAAACUCUCUCUCUCAGUCUGCCAUGGAUCGGAAGCCAUAGACUGAGAUCAAUCUCCAGUCAACGCAGAAGUAACAACAACAACUCAUUCACGACUCUCCCCAAAACACAACCUCAGCUGAUUCUAACAAACAAGGCAUACGUUUCUUCUUCUUGAGCUUCUCUGUUUCCUCCUGUAUUUUCCAAUUUUCUUGAGAGAAGUUGAAGUUAGUAAGAGAUGACGAGCAGGACAAGAGUGCCGGUGGGAUACGGAUUCCGCCCAACCGAUGAAGAACUCGUCAACCACUACCUGAAGUUCAAAAUGCUCGGCGAGGACUCCCAGGUUAGCGAUAUCGCUGAAGUUGAUGUCUGCAAGUGGGAGCCUUGGGACUUACCCAGGUUAUCAGCGAUCAAGUCAGAUGACCAAGAAUGGUUCUUCUUUUGUACCCAGGAUUUCAAGUACCCCAACAGUUACCGGACGAACAGGGCGACCGAGUCCGGCUACUGGAAACCCACCGGUCAGGAUCGGAAGGUCAGGGUUAAAGGCACCGUGAUUGCUACAAAGAAGACUCUGGUGUUCUAUAAAGGUCGUGCUCGUAAAGCGGUCAAGACCGAUUGGGUUAUCCACGAGUAUCACCCAGCUGCCACUCUUCCUCACCGGAGGCCCUUUGUCAUCUGUCGCUUAAAGAAAAAAACAGAUGAGAAGACUGCUGUAUCAACCUGUGAUGAAGGCGAGGCAAGCAGCUAUACUGCUUCUGAUUUUGAAAUUCAUCUUCCAGAUGAUUCAACUCAAGAGGUAUAUAAUCAACCAGAAGCAAACUACCAAUCACUCAUUGAGGCGAACGUUCAGCCACAGCAUUAUGGGUUCUUUUCCUCACGGCAAUUUCCACAACACAAUUCUCAGAGGCCCUCUUUCUUGGGUAUCACAGUUACCAAUAGCCAUAAUGAUGAACGCAAUAGGAUGCCAUUUCAGUAUGACGCUGAUAAAGUGGAAGCUGAAGAGUUCGCCAAUUCACUUCUUGUUGAUCAGAAUGAAUUCUUCUGUGAAGAAAUUAUUCACCACAACGGCUCCAGGGCACCAGAGCCAUUGAGAAUGGUGUACUAUGCCGAAGGUGGAAUGAGCAGUGACACAGACACUGACGCAGCUCAAACAUUAGCCAGAUCAGAAUCUCCUCAAAAAGUAAAAACCUUCACACCUCAACAUCAACGAAGAUCCCGCCACUUUGUAGCACAGAGAGCUGCUCAGGGAAGAAGCCAAUCACAGAGGAACAGUUCGCGCAAAGCAGUAUCGCAAGACAAGGCCAAAGAUGCUUCAAGACACAUUUCCAUUGUCGAUCCAACUCAGAAGGAAAAGUCCAUUACAGACUCUGACAAAGCGCCGAAAAUGGCUCCAGUCACCAAUGCAAAGAAGAGUUUGAAGUCAACAUCGGGUGGCUCAGUUGGCAGCAAUCGAAAGGGUUAUUUCACUUUCCAAGAGACAUCUCUACCAUGCCACGAUUCUAGUCCACCCUCCGUGUAUUUUGUCAAACUACUAUUUGGCAUAUUUUUGUUCCUGGUCGUUAUUCGGGAAGUGUUGUUAUAUGGGAACUGGUGAUAAACUUCAUCCAAGAGUUUUUUGUGUUCAUUUCACCUGAGAAAUGCUACACUUACCAGGAAUGCUUUCAACAUUUCAUCACAGGAAGGCGAAGUCCCCUAGCAUGUGUUUUGUUGUGUUGUGAUGAGACGUCUAUACCUGGUAUAUAUAACUAGUGUUUCACUUUUCAUUAGUCAGUUAUAUUGUAACUUACGACUUGGGAAUGCUGUGAACCUCAAUGCUGAAUGGAAAAUUUUAUGUAUGGUUUUCUGA